UCCUGAUCCUGAUAUGUGACUUUUCAUCAAUUGCAAAUUCUACUGUCACAUGCUCAGGUGUUUUGCAUCAGAUACCUGCGCACUUGGCCCCGCCCACUCAGACCUGCUUCAUUCCCUUACAACCAUGGCAGCAGAGACAGAGCGAGGAAUACCUAUAAGCGCAGUUAGUCCACGUUAUCUGCAUACAAACUCUACAAGCCACACUGGGCCCUUCAGCGCUAUAGCAGCCCUGAUUGACAAUGCUUAUGACCCAGAUGUAAGUGCAAAGCAAAUCUGGAUAGAUAAAACAGUGUUCAAAGGCCAGGAUUGCUUCAUCUUCAUGGAUAAUGGAAAAGGCAUGGAUUAUGACAAGAUGCACAAAAUGCUCAGUUUUGGCUUCAGUGAUAAGCAAGCGGUAAAAGGCCAUGUUCCAGUUGGUCUUUAUGGUAACGGGUUUAAGUCCGGCUCCAUGCGCUUGGGGAAGGAUGCCAUCGUGUUCUCGAAGAAAGACAACAUCAUGUGUGUGGGUCUUCUGUCACAGACUUACCUCGAGAGGACAGGAGCACAGAAUGUCAUAGUGCCUAUUGUCACAUUCACAACUGCUGGAGAGACUGUCGGUGGUCCACGGAAGUAUGAAGAGUGUCUCCAUGAUAUUCUCACCUAUUCUUUGUUUAGCACUAAGGAAGAACUGCUAACUGAGUUCAAUACCAUUAAUGGCCCAUACUGCACCAACUCCACAGGAACUCGCAUCAUCAUCUGGAACCUUCGCAAAAUGUCCUCGGGUGAAUUGGAAUUUGACUUCUUGACGGAUCGCUAUGAUAUUCGGCUCCCUGUUGAUGUUAAUGAAGGCAGAAAAGUUCCAAAUAAGGGGCCAGAGAGCCAGAUAUCACCAUCAGAGAGUGAAUAUUCCCUGCGGGCAUACAGCAGUAUCUUGUACCUAAAGCCUAAAAUGCAUAUUAUUAUACGUGGGCAGAAGGUGAAAACUCAGCUCAUCUCCAAAAGCCUAGCAUUUAGCAUUCAGGACACGUACAAACCAACAUUUCUCAAAAAUGGAAUUAAAAUCACCUUUGGCUACAACACAAUAAGCAAAGAACAUUAUGGAUUGAUGAUGUAUCACAAAAACCGCCUCAUCAAAGCCUAUGAACCUGCUGCCUGUCAGCGUAAGGCCAACAAAACAGGAGUGCGAGUUAUUGGGGUAAUGGAAUGUGACUACCUCAUACCAAUGCACAACAAGCAGGACUUUGAGAAGACAGAAGAAUACAGGAAAACUAUACAAAAUGUAAGUACUAAGCUUGAGGAAUAUUGGAAGGAAGUCCGCUAUAGAAGUCAGAAAUCCAACUGCAGUGUACCUGUUGAAGAUGAUGUGAAUAAACCAGAUCAAGUCUGGGUGCAGUGUGACCAGUGUAUAAAGUGGCGAAAACUUCCUGAUGGAAUUGAUUUAUCACAGCUUCCUUAUCCAUGGUUCUGCUACAUGAAUGCUGAUCCCCAGUUCAGGAGUUGUACAGUUGAAGAGGAGCCAGAGUAUUCGGAUGGUGAACAACCCAGAAACCAGAAAACUUACAAACAGGAUGAGAAAAAUCAGAAGUUGCAGAAGGAGAAGAUCAGAGAGCAGACAGAGCUGGAGCAGAAAGAGGCAGAUGAGAAGCUGAAGUUAGCUUUGACCAAAGAAUCAGCUGAUCACUUAAAGGCACAAAAGGACCUUAUGCACCAGCUCAAACAUGGCAGCCCUGUCCAAGGAACACCUUACUCCCCGACUCCUAACUCCCGUCGACAGAGAAAUGCAGAUCCCGCUCCCUCACCUAUUUCAACAAGGAAAAAGAAACCCAUUGGCCCGAGCCAAGAGAAUGUAGAAAUGAAGAGAGCCAGAAUAGGAGACAGUUUUGGAAGCAACUCACCAAGCAGGCCAUCAACAUCCACAGCCUUACCUGAGUUCUGUUCCCCACAAAUCCUAAACAAUUCUGUUGAUGUUUGUGAUCAAGUAACACAGAAAUUUAAUGAAACAACUUUGCUCCAUGUAUCCUUCAGGGAUACCAGCAUUGCAACCCAGACUCAACAGGUAAAGGAGGACGAGGGAGAUAGAGAAAGGAUGGAAAAAGAAAAGGGGAGCACAGAUGGAGAAAAUGUUAUCAGUUGUUCUGAAUCUGAAAAUAAUCUCAAGAGGAAUACAAACAAACAACUGAUAAGAAAUGAGGAAAUAAGAGUCCAGCAGAAGAGUGUACCAAGCUCAAAACUAUCUCCAAGUACAGUUGAGUCAGAAGAAGAACUAAAGCAUAUGGAGGUCUCAGAUGAUAUAAGGCAAGGAUGUCAGACUUCAACAAAACUGCAAAGCUCAGUUCUUGAUGUGUUGGAGGCCCAGAAGCAACAGGACAAACUGCUGGAACUCCUGGAGGAGGUGACAAAGGAGAGAGAUGAGAGCCGCGCUCAGUUGCUUUCCCUCGACUCACAAGUGGAUGAGCUAAGGAGCCAGUUGCUGGAGCUCAACCAAAGCAUGACCAGCCCAAAGGAGGCACAAGACUACAAAGUGCUGUAUUUGCAGGGCAAGAAGGAGAUAAAGCUGCUCCAAGAAGAGCUUAGUGGGCUGAAGUUGGAAAAAGAAGAGAGGGAGAGAAAAGGCCAGCAAUCUAUGUUAGAGUGUGAUGAUGAUCUGGCUUGUCAAAUGGACAUUCUGUUAAGGGAAAUUGACCAGAGAAACAAGGAGCGAGAAGAGCUACAGGUUAAGGUGGAGAGUCUAGAAAAUGAGAACUGCUCUUUGUCAACCUCCUGUGAGAGCCUGAAGAAAGAUUUAGAGGAGAUGAAGAGAGAAAGUGAAAAGGUCAAGGUACGUACAGAAGAUCGAGUUGUCCAGACAGAUUUUCCUACAUGUUCCCAUGAAGAAAGUACAACAACGUCAGCAGAAGCCUCCAACUUAGGAAGAAGGACAGAUCUUGGUAUACAGCAGCAUGAGACACAGGACAGACCAGAGAUUGGGCAAGACAACAAUAACCUACAGACAAGUGAAAAUGAAGAUAACUCGCCCCGAUCUGGACCUUCAGCAGGUGAAUUGCGAUUGUGAUGCCAUUGAUGAGAUUCUCGAUCAGGUUGUAAAUGAGAUCUCCCCUGCAGAGACAGCAUCUACAUAGAAAAAAUGGUGACCAGAAGAGCACAAACCUUUAAGUCACAUUAAUCAUUUAGUAGUUUUAAUGCAUAAAUAACUAUAUACACUGUUGUUUUUGACAAAACAUGAAGAUUUUUAUUACUUGCCUUUUGAUUGAUUAAAUGGAUAGGCAGCUAUUGCAAGUUGUGCAGCCAGAGGACUGUUCGAAAUUGAUUUGGACCCAAGUUUACCAUUAAUAACAUUUAAUUAUGUUUAUAUAAUUAAUUCAGGUGUCUCUUGUGAAUAGAAAUUUUAGGAGUGGAGUAACUGCCAUAUUACAUGUAACUGCCAUACAAUGUGCAUCUGGUUAUCCUUAUGUGACAAUCUCAUUAAAUACUAUAAAGAAACAGAGUGAAAUUAAUGCAGCAAAAAGAGAGAAACAAAAGACAACAAAGACAGAGAGCAAGGAAAAAGGAAGCUGUGGAAAAUAAACUAAAUGAAAUGGGGAAAUUGUUAUAUGACAUAAAGAAAUUGAAUAUAUCUGAUUAAAACUGUGAAGAAAAAGACCUAGAAGGAACCUGAGUCAACCCAAAGAGGAACAGACACUGUACCUAGACAGUUGAAUCAAGACCCAUCAUCUUGCUGAAAGAAGAUUAUAGAAUUAUGUUUCAUUUACCUUUAUAUGAAUUUUCUUUUCCAUUUUAUAGAAUGAUAAGUUUCAUUUACCUUUAUAUAUGAAUUUAUGUAACCAUUGUGUGAUUAAGAAAUUAUAUAAUUUUCAUUAGUAUGUUUAGAUAUUAAGAUAGAGAGUAACAGUGAAAGCUUAAAAAAGAAAUCACAAGUUUUGUGUCAGCAGCUUUGUGUCAGCCAAAUAAGAACACACAGUCAGCCGUGCAGCUUAGGAGACUUCUCAGGAUGUUUUGCAAAAGUAUGAGAUCAUGAGAGACCUGAAAGGAUGCGGACAGAAGCAGAAUGACCAUUAUGAGAUCAUACUAAGAAAUGUUAUAAAUAGGGUUUUAGAACCAGUUACCAGUGUGCAUUCACGUUGAGGCAAGCUCAGUGUACUAUACUCUGUUAUUGCUUAUAUCAGGAGAACAAACGCAAGCUUACACUUGGAGAGUGUUUCCUGGUUUGUUUUAUCUUUGCAUUUUACUUAUUUCUACUUAUGCUAGAAUUGUUUGACUAUUUGAAGGAGAUUUUGUUUAAAAUUUUCUUUUCUUUUACAUUACAUUUGCAUUACACUACUUUUAAUAAAAACAAGGCCUCCCAUUGUGAGGAUC
Molecule: messenger RNA, 4332 nt
Organism: Tachysurus vachellii
Lineage: Eukaryota; Metazoa; Chordata; Actinopteri; Siluriformes; Bagridae
Product: MORC family CW-type zinc finger protein 3-like
Exons: 19
Coding region: 50-3031 (993 amino acids)
Biological process (GO): innate immune response; regulation of apoptotic process; inflammatory response
Cellular component (GO): PML body; nucleus
Molecular function (GO): ATP hydrolysis activity; zinc ion binding
Source: RefSeq, a predicted model, not a curated record